Molecule: messenger RNA, 997 nt
Organism: Striga hermonthica
Lineage: Eukaryota; Viridiplantae; Streptophyta; Magnoliopsida; Lamiales; Orobanchaceae
Source: the annotation of a GenBank genome assembly
CUGGGUUAAUGAUUAAAGAAGAUGAAGCAUCAUACAUUAGGUUAUUGGAAAAUUUUUUGAAAGCUAUGGGAAGUGAACCAUAUUACAUUAUCACUAACCAAGAUCCUGCUAUGAAGAAUGCAGUUCAGGCGACUUUUAAACAGGCAAGACAUCGUCUGUGCAUGUGGCAUAUCAUGGAAAAGGUAAAUGUAGAGGUUCCUACAUUAGCCAAGGAUAAUAACUUCAUGAAGAGGCAAAAUGAAAUGGUGUGGGAUAUUUACAUGAAUCCCGAGGAAUUUGAAGAAAAAUGGGGAAAAUUGAUGAAUGAUUUUGCAUUAACAGAGAAUCAGUGGUUUACCACACUAUUUCAUAUUAGAAAUUCAUGGAUCCCUGCAUACUUUAAGGAUAGUGCGCACGCGGAGGCUGAACGGGCCUAUGAUCUGGACCCUACUCCGGAGAAUAGGACUGCGAUGCACCGCUGCCAUGCCGAGUACCAGCUCCAACUCCUUAUGGAGGAGGAUUUCUGGAAGCAGAAGGCGGCCGUUCGCUGGGUGGCAGAGGGCGAGCGGAACACUAGGUUUUUCCAGGGCUUCGUUAGGCAGAAGCGUGCUAAGUCGUACAUCCAUAGUAUUGAGGCUGAUGGGUCAUCCCUGACCCAGGAGUCUCAGAUUCGGGAUUUGGCUGUUGAUCACUUCCAGGCCCUCUUCACCGCUGAUAGAGGGUCCCUCAUUGCCCCGACCAUCACCUUAUUUCCUACCAUCCCUCCUUUGAUCGACAUUGUCGACCUCUGUGAGCUCCCGAGCAGGGAGGAGGUUAGGGAUGCUGUUUUCGGGAUUGAUCCCAACAGUGUUUCUGGCCCCGAUGGUUUCUCCUCCCUCUUCUAUCAGGUCUGCUGGGAUAUUAUUCAGCCUGAUGUCGAGGAGGCUGUGUUGGAUUUCUUCGCCGGUCACCGGAUGCCGGAUUCCUUCACGGCUACCUCUGUCGUCUUGAUUCCCAAAAGACCCAAUCCGAGCUCUUG